Esox lucius (northern pike) is the source of this 9954-nucleotide messenger RNA. RefSeq names its product ash1 (absent, small, or homeotic)-like (Drosophila) (gene ash1l). Lineage: Eukaryota; Metazoa; Chordata; Actinopteri; Esociformes; Esocidae. Gene Ontology annotation, cellular component: nucleus. The record is from RefSeq and is a predicted model, not a curated record. Gene Ontology annotation, molecular function: histone methyltransferase activity; DNA binding; protein binding. Bases 761 to 9658 code for a protein of 2965 amino acids. The transcript has 27 exons.
AAUGGACUGCUACGUCGUUGUAGCAGCUAUUCGUUUCACUUUCUGUAUGUAAGACAAAAAAUACGCUAAUAAUGGGGGAAUUUUAACACCCACAGGCGAAAGUGCAUGUCCAGUAGCCUACCAUACGACAUCUGCCCUGUGCCUUCUUUCCUCCUCCCCUUGCUGGCUUGCUGUUCGUCUCCUUCCCUCCCCUCCCCGUGUGACUGAGAAUGCCCGUGUUGUACUGACAGAAACGAUACGGGCUUACAGACAUGGAGGCCCGAUUAAUGACAGAGGCCUAUUCCGACACGUCUCGGCUCAGCUAACGUUGUCCCGGAGAAGAGUCCAGUCGUGUUUGGUGAUAUCAAGGAUACCAAUUGCUGUGAGGAAAAGAAAAACUGGUUGAGGGGGAAGAAAUAGAGGGAGAUCCAUUUCGGGUCUCUGUUGAUUCAACGCAGCCGCCAUUUUGUUGACACAGUUGGAACACAAAUACUGUGGCCACCAUGUUAAUACGCACGAAGGGAGGAUUUCGAUCCAAAUAAUGUGAACUCUGUUUUUGGACUCCUACGGAGCUCAAAGGACGGAGGAAGGGCUGGGUAGCCAGGAAGGAAGCAAAACUACCGAACAAGGAUUGCUCUUCAACUUCCCUAAGAUCCCCCUCCCCCUUUCUCCCUUCAGCUCAACCCUGUCUUCCCCCGGACCAACCCUGUCUUUUCCCUAGAACCCGUUCCUGGCAUCUAAAAUAUCCCUCCCUAGUCCACACUUGCCCCCCAAAUCUCUGAUGGAUCAGAGGACUCAGGGGGGACCUUCCACUCCGGCCCCCCUCCCCAACACUGCUCCCCCAGGAGUUCGAGAAAAGGAGGGAGGGGGUGGGAAGAAAGAAGAGGAGGAAGAGAAGAAGGAACGUGAGGGGUCCCAGACGGACUUGUCCUCUGCCACGAGUGGAGGACCAGGCUCCGGUGAUCAGCAGCAGUCGCCCCAGUUCUCAGUCAAAGAGAGCAGCUACUCCGAGGGCAACGUCAAACUCAAGAUCGGCGUGCAGGCCAAACGCACAAAGAAGCCGCCCAAGAUCCUGGAGAACUACGUGUGUCGGCCGGCCUUCCGGGCCACUGUGAGACACAGCGGGCGUGGUGGUGGACGGGGGAGCCGGGGAGGGACAAGUGAUGGGGGCAACCACACCCAGAGCCCCCCCCACGGCAGGGAGAGAGAGCACUGUCCGGGCAUGAACCGACCCAACCCGCUGUCUUCGUCUCAGUCUGUUGCCCCUCCUCCAGCUCCUUCCACCGUUUCACCCAAUCCAGUGAAUGGGAGUACUCCAGCUAAACGGGGUCCUCCAAAACCAGCCUGCAAGUCGGAGAAGUUGGAAGCAAAGUCGGAGUUAAAAUCCAGCAUGUCAGCAGAGAGACCCUUGAAUCUUCACCGCCCUUCAACAGACAGCAAAACGCACCACGCCUCCAUAAAGAAGUCGGACAGUCCCCUAACGGUGUCACCAACCUCCUCGCCUUGCCCUGCUGCACUCCCAUCACAGGAAUCCAGCGUGGAAGGCUCUACCAAACCUCCUGUGUACACUUACAGCAGUGAGGGUCAAAGAGAAAAGGACCGGGGUGUUACUAGUUGGGGCGCUCCUACAGUCACAGAGAAGCUAGCGCAACUCAUAGCUACAUGCCCUCCCUCAAAGACCACAAAGGUGAAACCCCUCAAAACGACUCCUUCCCCUACCAGCCACAUCAGUUCUAACUUUAUGGCCCCCACCUCAAAGCAGCGAGAUCGUGCUCUGGCUAACAGGGCGACGUAUUCCAGAACGGUCCACCUAGCUCCACCCCCGGCAGUCUCGCGCCCUCCUGGCCGCCCCUACGGCUCACGCAACAACAAAGACAGUGUUUCAGAGAAGUCCUCCACCCCAACUGGGAAAGAGGAGGCAGAUGGCAGCAACAGCAGUCGGAGCAGCAGCCCUGCGCUAACCUACGGUGGUGGGAACAGCCGCCUGGUUACUAAUUCCAAGGACAAUGAUGGCAUCAGAAACGCCACCAAGCCGCCACAUUCACGUCUCACUCACUGCCCACCCAACUCUUCUUCCUCAUCCUCUUCAUCCUCACCUUCUCAUUUGUUAUCCAGCUCUUCAGAGCAGAGGACUGGGAGCGCUACAAGUCGCCAGGCCUCCCCUGCUUCUCAAGGACACCUCUCUAGGGAAAGAGACCCAGACAGAAACAGUCCUCCUCUGGCAGAAGAGCGGGAGAGCAGUGACAGGGAGAGCCGUGAGAGGGAGAGCCGUGAGAGGGAGAGCCGUGAGAGGGAGAGCCGUGAGAGGGAGAGCCGUGAGAGGGAGAGCCGUGAGAGGGAGAGCCGUGAGAGGGAGAGACGUGACAGGGAGCGUAAUGAGAGGGAACGUGAUCGGGACGGCCCCAGAGACUUAACCAAAUACAACCCUCCAUCCGCAUUGGGCAAGCAGGAGGCCAAGGACAAAGGAGGAAGUCAGUCACUCAGAGGUGAGAGAGGCAACAGCUUGAGCCCUAGUAAACAAAGUCCCAACAGGGAUAGUCGUGUAAGCAGGACAUCCAGUCCCCUGGGGUCUGUCAGACGGACCGAGUCGCCACCGGAGCCCACUAGCAACCGCUCACCCACUCCACUCAGAGAUGAGUCCCCGGGAGACGAGUCACCAGGCUCACCCCCAGAUCAGGACAACAAACCCCUAAAGAAGCGGCGAGGCCGGAAGCCCCGCUGGACCAGGAUUGUGAACCGGACACAGAGGGCAGGCCAGGGUAGCCCCACUGACCAACGCAAAACUAUCACGCCUUUAUCGUCAGGCCUUGAUACACCCCCUCCCAUACGCAGGCCUGUAGGACGGCCUCCCAACCCCAAUAAAGUCACACAACCCAACGUGUCACAACUCUUCCCUCAGCCAGCCAGGAAAAGAGGACGGCCUAAAUCUAAAAUGCCCAGGCUGGACGCCCCCACCCGUGGACGACCUCCUCACAAACUGGCCCCCUCCAAGGUUUUUUCGUUACUCAAGUCAAAAGAGGAGCAGGACCCCCCUGUUCUCCACCCAGAGGUUGACCUGAAUCCUCCCAAACCUAUGCCAAGGAAGCGGGGAAGACCAAAACGCCUGCCCCCGACCUUGCCGCCAGAGGGCCAGCCCCCAACUCUUGCCCCGGAAGCAGGGGACGGGAAACAGUUCCGGAACAAGGGCAACGGGCAGCUCAUCAUGAAGACCAUCAUUGGCAAGAUCAACAAGAUGAAAAGUGUCAAACGCAAACGGUUCCUCAGCCAGAUCCUACUAGGCCCAGGGUCCGGGCCAGAGCAGGAGCCCCCUAGAGGACCUGCCAGUGGGGUGGUGGGCCAGGUAGCAGCUGCCACCCAGUCUUUAUCCUCCCUGGCUGCUUCUUUCGGAGGCAAACUAGGGCCCCAGAUCAACGUGAGCAAAAAGGGGACGAUAUACAUGGGGAAAAGGAGGGGACGCAAACCAAAACCGUCGGGAAACUCAGCUGCAACACCGCCCCCAGAGGGGGCUUUCUUGUCUCCAAGCACCACAUCGCCCCUCCACCACCACCACCAGUCUCAGCAGCAACAGCACUCACUCCCUUCUACAGGGGUGUUUCCCUCCCCAUCACUCUCCCAGUCCAGUGGAGGCCAGAGCCCCAUCAGUGACGGCAGCUUUGUUGAACCCGGGGCAGUGCACUUUCUGACCCACCCACACUUCCACAGCCACUCCCACCACAGCCACCACUCGUUCCCUUUCCCUCCCCCAACAUUCUCCGCCCCCUCGCCUCGCACUCUGGGCCCUCUCGGCUCCUCGGCGGCAGUGGCCUCUCAGAAGAAGUCGUACCGUGGCUACCAUCACCACCACCACCACCAUUACAGGCCGCACUAUCACUACCGAAAGCUUUCUCCCCCAAGGCCCCUCCACCCCACCUCCCCUGCACCCCUAAGUGAGCUGAAAGAAGCCACUCCCUCGCCUGUCAGUGAGUCCCACAGCGAUGAGACUGUACCCAGCGACAGCGGCAUCGGGACAGACAACAACAGCACUUCUGACAGGGGGGAGAAAGCCGGAGGGGUGGGCGCCCUGGGCGUUGUGGCGAUGCCACCCGGGAUAGCCAGUGGGCUUUUAAUGCCAGGUGUGAUGGGUUCAGCCGUAGCAGUGGGUGUUGGGCUCAGCCCACGCGGUAGACGAAGACAUUCGUCCUCAAUGCUGCUGGAACACCCCUCGCCCUCCCCCUCUCCACUGGGUGCGAGGUCCUCUUCAGAUCCACGCAGGCCCCACCCGGCAGCCGCUCCGUCAGUGCUUGUGGGCCACAAAGAGAAACACAAGCACAAAUGCAAGCGCAGGAGCCACGGCUGUCCUGGCUAUGACAAGCUCAAGAGGCAGAAGCGCAAACGGAAGAAGAAGUACCUGCAGCUGCGUUCCCGGCGCCAGGACCCAGACUUCCUGGCCGAGCUGGAUGAGAUUGUGGUGAGGCUGAGUGAGGUCCGGAUAGCACACCGCACCCCCGCGCUAAGACUGGGAAGUGGGCUGGGGAUGCCCCCGGGGCCUGCUGCGGCAGGCAGAGUGCCAGGGCCAGGAGGCAGGGCAACCGGGGCCAUGGGAGGCACUGGGGGCCCCCCUCCGCAUCACUACCUACACAGAGACCUGCUCCCCACCAUCUUCAGAAUCAACUUCAGCGGCUAUUAUUCACCCCACCCUUCGUACCCUUGCGACUCGCUGCACUAUGUACGCAAGCCGGACCUGAAGAAGAAGAGAGGACGCCCUCCUAAGUUGCGGGAGUCCAUGUCGGAUGUCCCUUUUGUUCAUGGGCUUGGAUUCCCACUCUCCAGCGGCGGGUUCUACCACCCGCCAUAUGGCGUCCCAUACUCGUCUGGUCCCCUCGGGCUAGGCUACUACAGAGGGUACCCCCCGGCCAGCGCCCUAUACCCCCAUCACCAGAACGCCCACUCGGCCCCGCCCCACCACACACAUCACUCCCCCUCCUUCCCCCCGCCGCCGCCGCCCCCUUCCUAUGUACACCACCACCACCCGUCACACCUCCUGCUCAACCCUUCCAAGUUCCACAAGAAGAAACACAAGCUGCUCAGGCAGGAGUUCCUGGGCGCGGGCCGUUCACCCGUGCUCUACCCGCCCAUGUCAUCGGAACUGUCGUUCAGUUGGCACCACAAACACAAGCACCGACACAAACACAGAGAGCGCUGUCCAGAAGAGGAUGGAGAAGAGGGAGGGGGUGGUGGAGGGGGCCGAGGGGGAGCAGGGUUGUCCGAGAGUCCUGGGUCGGGAAGAGGAGAGCGUGGAGCCAGCGCGUCCGGAAUGGCCGAAUCUCUGCAGCGCUGUCGCUUCGGAAGAGACUCCUCUGCUACCACUGCCAGCGCCAACAAACAGGCCACGGCCACCUCUGCCAACUCCCCUUCCUCGUCGUCCUCUUCCUCAGCGGAGAGGUACAAGCGGAAGGAUACGCCCCUGUCCUGCCUGGGGCCCUCUCGCCUUUCCCUGGGCCACCACCCUGUGGAGUCCUGGUUCAGGAUGGGCAACUCGGAGGCCGACUACACUAAGCUCUCUCGGAACCCAGCGGGUGCCGGCCAAGGCCCCUUCACUGACAGCCAGGGAGAGAACCGGGCAGGCUGCUCUGACAGCGAGGAGGAGGAUGAUGAGCCCCUCACACCGACAGAUGAGACUGAGCCUAACUCCCAGGAGCCCCCCCACCACACCAACCUGUUCGCCACUGCUCUGAACCGUACCUCUCUAAGGGGAGGCCAUAGCAGAAAAGGACAGGCUCUGGAGAGCGCCAAUUUCUCCCGGAUGGAGCGGUCGUUAAGGAAGGAGAGCUCCACGUCAGCAGAGAGGAGAGAGAUUGGCAGUACGCCAGGGGUCCAGACCCGAGGGGCCCACUCCACCCCAGAGGACCACCUCAGGCAGCACCACCACCCCCACCAUCUUCCCCUGUUCCACACCCAUCCCAGUCACGAUGCGCCUUCCCAGGGCUGCUCCCUGGAUGAUGGUGGCUCCCUGCUGCACCACUCCCACAGGACCCAGCCCUCCAAACACAGCCUGCAUCACGUCAACAAGAUCCUCCGUGCCAAGAAGCUCCAGAGGCAGGCGAGGACAGGCAACAACGUGGUCAAGAAGAGGGGGCCCGGGCGCCCCCGGAAGCAUCCCCUGCCCUCCCCUCCCCCGUCGCCUCCCCUGCCAACUGAACUGACGCAGAACAGGCACCGGGACCGAGGGGGGGGGGGGGUUUCUGGGGGAGUAACGUGGGAGGGAGACACGGUGACAGAUGCGAUCGAGUCUGUUGUCCAGGGCCAGCGCAGGAAGAGCCAGAAGAGGAAGCACUGGCAAACAAACGGGGACAAUGAGGAGGAGGAGGAUGAUGAAGAGGAAGGGGAGGAGGGAGAGGUGGAGGAGAGACCGUUGGACAGGGAGGAGAACCUGGGAGGUCUUGGGAUGAGGUCUAGAGCCGGCGGAGGAAGUGAGUGGCUCACCCAGGAUGAGGUCACCCGCUUUCGCAGUGAUCUGGAGGGGAAACCAGAUGGCCCCUCCUCCCCGGAACGUCCGGGCACUGUGUCCAUGGAGCCAGCUCCGCCUAUGCCUAUAACAAGCCAACGUGAGAAGAGGGCAGCCAGGCCUCCGAAGAAGAAGUUCCAAAAGGCGGGGCUCUUCUCCGAUGUGUACAAGACUGCAGAUCCUCGUAGUCAGCUCCUGCAGCUGAAGAAAGAGAAACUGGAGUACACACCUGGGGAACAUGAGUACGGCCUUUUUCCUGCCCCCAUCCAUGUUGGCAAGUACCUAAGACAGAAGCGCAUUGAUUUCCAGCUGCCUUACGACAUCUUGUGGCUUUGGAAACAUGACCAGCUUUACGAGAAGCCUGAUGUCCCCCUUUAUAAAAAGAUCAGAUCAAAUGUCUACGUGGAUGUGAAGCCGGUGUCGGGUUACGAAGCCAACACUUGUAACUGCAGGCCUUCCGGGGAAUCCGCCGACAAAGGCUGCCUUGACGAAUGCCUCAACAGGAUGAGCUUUGCCGAGUGUUCCCCCAGCACAUGUCCCUCUGGGGAGCAGUGUGACAACCAGCACAUCCAGAGGCAUGAAUGGGUGCAGUGCCUUGAGCGCUUCCGCGCCGAGGGUAAGGGCUGGGGCAUCCGCACUAAGGAGCCCCUCCGCUCAGGCCAGUUCAUCAUUGAAUACCUGGGAGAGGUCGUCAGCGAGCAUGAGUUCAGGAGUCGUAUGAUGGAGCAGUACUUUGCCCACAGCGGCCAGUACUGUCUAAACCUGGAUAGUGGCAUGGUAAUCGACAGCUACCGGAUGGGCAAUGAGGCCCGCUUCAUCAACCACAGCUGUGAACCAAACUGUGAGAUGCAGAAGUGGUCUGUGAAUGGGGUGUACAGGAUUGGCCUCUUUGCCCUCAAGGACAUUAACAGUGGCACAGAGCUCACCUACGACUACAACUUUCAUUCCUUCAACACCGAAGAGCAGCAAGUGUGCAAGUGUGGAUCUGAGGGCUGCCGGGGCAUCAUCGGAGGGAAGAGCCAGCGAAUCAAUGGGCUGCCUGGGAAGACAGGCGGGGCCCGGCGGCUGGGUCGACUCAAGGAGAAACGCAAGUCCAAGCACCAGCUGAAAAAACGAGAGGAGGAGUCAAGUGACAGCAGCAAGUUUUACCCACACCUUCUCAUGAAGCCCAUGUCCAACAGAGAGAGGAACUUUGUGCUUAAGCACCGUGUGUUCCUGCUGAGGAACUGGGAGAAGAUGAGAGAGAAGCAGGAGAUGCUGAAGAGGGAGGGCGAAAGGGAGCGAGAUUCCAGCGGCCUGUCCAUCUACACACGCUGGGGAGGAGUCAUUCGAGACGAUGGAAACAUCAAGUCCGACGUGUUCCUGACGCAGUUCUCAGCUCUGCAGACUUCCCGCUCGGUGCGCACUCGUAGGCUGGCAGCAGCCGAGGAGAACACGGAGGUCACCCGAACGGCCCGUCUGGCGCACAUAUUCAAGGAGAUCUGCGACAUGAUCACCAGCUACAAGGACUCAUCUGGUCAGACCCUUGCUGCUCCGCUGGUCAACCUGCCUUCGAGAAAACGGAACACCCAGUACUACGAGAAAGUGUCGGACCCGCUGGAUCUGAGCACCAUUGAGAAGCAGAUCACUACGGGCCACUAUAAGACUGCCGAGGCUUUUGACACUGACAUGCUAAAAGUUUUCCGCAAUGCAGAGAAAUACUACGGUCGAAAGUCAUCGGUGGGGCGGGACGUGUGCCGGCUGAGGAAGGCCUACUAUGGCGCUCGCCACGAGGCCGCCGUCCAGAUCGAUGAGAUCGUUGGGGAGACUGCCAGCGAGGCAGACAGCUCAGAUUCCCUAGAACGAGACCACGCCCAUCAUCACCACCAUCACCAUGGAGGGGACCGACCGGGUUCCCAUGACAAGGACGAUGACAUCAUCCGCUGCAUCUGCGGCAUGUACAAGGACGAGGGCUUGAUGAUCCAGUGUGAGAAAUGCAUGGUGUGGCAACACUUUGACUGCAUGCGGUUGGAGGCGGAGGUGGAACAUUACCUGUGUGAGCAGUGUGACCCGCGACCUGUGGACAGGGAGGUGCCCAUGCUGCCACAGCCCAGCUACGCCCAGUCUGGGUCCAUAUACUACAUCUGUCUGCUACGCGACGAACUGCUGCUACACCAAGGUGACUGUGUGUAUCUGAUGAGGGACAGCAGGCGCACUCCUGAGGGACAGCCAGUCAGGCAGUCCUAUCGCCUCCUUUCACACGUCAACCGGGACAAGCUGGACAUUUUCCGCAUCGAGAAGCUCUGGAAGAGUGAAAAAGGUGAGAGGUUCGCCUUCGGCCACCACUACUUCCGGCCUCAUGAGACACACCACUCGCCAUCACGCCGCUUCUACCACAAUGAGCUGUUCCGCGUGCCUCUCUACGAGAUCAUCCCUCUUGAGGCAGUGGUCGGGACCUGCUGCGUCCUCGAUCUCUACACCUACUGCAAGGGGCGACCGAAGGGUGUGAAGGAACAGGACGUGUAUAUCUGUGAUUACCGCCUGGAUAAGUCUGCUCACCUCUUUUACAAGAUCCACCGCAACCGGUUUCCAGUGUGCACUAAGCCCUAUGCCUUCAAUCACUUCCCCAAGAGGCUGGCCCCCAAGAGAGACUUCUCGCCGCACUACGUUCCUGACAACUAUAAGAGGAACGGUGGCCGUUCAGCCUGGAAGAGUGAGCGGCCCAAAGGAGUGGGAGGGCCCUGCGAGGACGACACCACCCGAUGUGACCGGACCGAUUUCCGCCCAGAGGGCGAAGAUGUUCGAGGGCUGGAAGGGGACAUGGAUGUUGCCCCUGAUGAGCCCACGCCCCAAAUGGUCGCUCCGCCCCCACGACCGGAUGUGCCCGUGGGGGGAAACGAGGAAGAAUCUGAGGAAGAAGAGGAAGUGAGGCAGGAGGUAGAGGAGCCCACGGAAAUGGAGGAAGGUCCGGUAGAGAGAGGAGUUGAAAUGCUAGAGCUUAUUCCCUCAUCCUCCACGUCAUCCUCACCCCUCCAUCACCUGGGACUGGGUCGGAGAGAUGCGCAAAAGGAUCGGCUGAACAAGAUUCUACUGGACUUACUGCAAAGAACAUCCAAUAAGAACGCUAUAGAUGUCACUUACCUCCUGGAAGAGGGGUCAGGCCGGCGACUACGUAGGCGGACGCUCGGAUUUGGAGACUUUGUAGCUAGAAAAUAACGUGUAAGGGAGGGCGGGGUGGAAAAAGGAGUAGGCAAAGAUGACAUUAACAGGAAGGUGGAGAUCUGCAACGGGAGUUGACCACAAAGGGUUGGCCCCCUUUAGGUGGCAUCCCCUCUCCCCCACCACCUUGUCAACUCAAGCGACGAAACAACACAACAAACAGAACGGUUUGAAGCAGCGCACUUCGUGGUCGUGAUCUAUAAUAACAGUUUUGUAGAGGACACAAAGACUUCUCAGGAGAGUGGAGCCAGACUUAUUGAAGUAACGAUGCAAUUGUGUGCUUUAUUUUAUUU